This is a messenger RNA of Prunus mume (Japanese apricot), 2180 nucleotides long. Lineage: Eukaryota; Viridiplantae; Streptophyta; Magnoliopsida; Rosales; Rosaceae. The record is from RefSeq and is a predicted model, not a curated record.
UCACGGCUCACAGACGGUAAAUUACAAAAUUAUGAUUUUGUUCCCUCAAUUGUCUCCAAAUCCCUGAACAAUCACAAAGUCAUUAGGGGUAAUAACGUCAUUUAAUACAUUUCAUCGUCUUCGACAUUGGUUAUCAGCUGAAGCCUAAAACAGAGGGAGGAGUCUGUAAAUUGGAUAUUUCCAAAUUGGCAACCACCAUUUUCUUCUUCGAUCAAUAUAGAACGAUAAUUUUAGAGUUAUUGUGUUUGCGGAAAUGGACGGUGGAUCUUGUCCUAGAGCUAAAUUCAAGCUCUACGAGCAGUUAGAAUUGCAAGAGUUUCAGGACAAGUUCGUGAUCAAAUCCGUCGAGGCUCCAUAUCAAGGCUUCUCGAUCGACCGCCGUGACGGGACCAUUGAACCACUUAAUGAAGGUGAUUCUUCUUCUUCUUCUGCAAGACCAACCAAAACCUCUACGAUAUAUGGUGUGGCGGGAACCAUCAGAUUGCUUGCAGGAAAUUAUGUACUUGUAAUAACUUCGAGGACCGAAGUCGGGGCCUUUCUUGGCUUCCCUGUUUACCGAGUAACCUCUAUGAAGUUUCUGUCCUGCAAUGAGGUUUUGAAGAAUUCAACUCUUCAAGAGAAAAAGGAUGAAGCUUACUUCAUGGCUCUGUUGAAAACAGUCCAAUCAACUCCAGGGCUGUACUUUUCUUACCAAACAGAUAUUACAUUAAAUUUUCAAAGAAGACAUAAGUUAAUGGAAGGAUGGAUGGCCAAACCAAUAUGGAAGCAGGCUGACCCUCGAUUUGUUUGGAACAGAAAUCUUUUGGACGAACUUAUUGAGUAUAAGCUUGAUGGGUUCAUUAUUCCUAUACUACAAGGAAGCUUCCAGGCUGCACAGCUUAAGCUAAAAGGCUCACCUGCCACACUUACAAUAUUCUCAAGGAGAUGUACGCGACGUCUAGGCACAAGAAUGUGGAGAAGAGGAGCUAACCUUGAAGGAGAUGUAGCUAAUUUUAUUGAAACUGAGCAGUUGGUGGAGUGUGAAGGUUUCAGGUCCUCAUUAUUGCAGAUUCGAGGUUCAAUUCCACUUCUUUGGGAGCAAAUUGUUGACUUGAGCUAUAAACCACAACUUAAAGUUAUUGAUCAUGAGCAGACGUCAAAUGUUGUGGAGCGCCAUUUCUUUGAUCUUUUCCAAAGAUAUGGAGAGAUAAUAGCUGUAGACCUAACUGAUAAACAUGGUGAUGAAGGUCAACUAAGCAUGGCAUUUUCUGCCGAAGCACAAAAUCUGCCAAAUGUGAGAUACAUUUCAUUUGACUUUCAUCAUGUCUGUGGGAACUCAAACUUUGAAAACCUAAAGCUUUUAUAUGAGCAAAUCUCGGAGCAAUUUGAAAAGCAAGGAUACUUGCUCAUAGAUGCGAAAGGAAGCAUACUGGAGGAGCAGAAAGGGAUUGUCAGAUCUAACUGCAUUGAUUGCCUUGAUAGGACGAAUGUUACUCAGAGUUACUUGGCUCAGAAGUCUCUAGAUGCACAGUUGCAGAGGAUUGGAGUGCUUGAUUCUUCUGAAUGCAUUUCUAUGUUUGCAGAAGAUUAUCAAAAAUUUAGAGCAUUGUGGGCUGAGCAAGGUGACGAGAUAAGCCUCGAAUAUGCUGGGACUUAUGCCCUGAAAGGGGACCUGGUUAGAUAUGGAAAACAGACAUUUGGAGGAAUACUGAAAGAUGGGAUGAGUGCUCUUUCAAGAUAUUAUUUGAAUAAUUUUCAUGAUGGCAUUCGGCAGGAUGCUAUGGAUCUUAUCAGUGGCCGCUAUACAGUUAGAAGGGAUGGUUCACCAUUCCAGACUGAUUCUUUUUCUUAUCUACCGGUGGCAUCAGCUUUGUUAAUUGGAGGUUUGACGCUGACAUCUGUAACACUUCAGCAAGCGGGGCGAAAUGCACAGCAAUUUAUGUCUUCUGUGCUUUGGGCUGGGGUGACUGCUGGAAUAGCGGCAGUGGUGAAAGCUAAUGGAAGGCAAUUCUGUUCUAGGCCUCGCUUGUGCAGACUUGUUUAACAACAUCAUUGUGAACUUCUUCAAAUGGAUAGUUUUGGAAAAUGGUGGAAAAUGUAAUACUAUGUUACUGUUGUUUUAAACCUUGUAAUUCAUGAGAUAUAUAUACAAGUUGAUUGCAAGCGGUUUAUGGUUAAACGUAAUUUAAGUUACUUAAAAA